Megalopta genalis is the source of this 4862-nucleotide messenger RNA. It is a transcript of the gene mesh, whose product is annotated as sushi domain containing 2 mesh. Lineage: Eukaryota; Metazoa; Arthropoda; Insecta; Hymenoptera; Halictidae. Gene Ontology annotation, biological process: cell-matrix adhesion. The record is from RefSeq and is a predicted model, not a curated record.
AGUGUCUUUGGGCAUACUAGACAAAACGGUUCAUCUACCCAGGGAGGUAAUCAAAAAUGCGGAACGAGCGUGGCCGCGUUCCCGUUUUCGCAAAACGGAGCAUCCUCGGGUGCUGUUUGCUGUUCCUGGCGGCCGGCAUAUCCGCGCAAAACGAUGACCAAACGUUCGAGAGCGCGUACAGAUUGACGCCCGAAGACGUGGCCGACCAUAAUAACGAGGAAUCGGCCGUGGAAGGCGUACCGGUUGUGGAGAAUAGGGAAGUGGAGGACCUGAACGAUGUCGACGACCCCAAGCAGACCGAGAUCUACGAUGGGAACGGUCCCAUGAGCCCGCAAGUGGUCUCCGAAACGGAGCCGAAGGAACAAGUCACGUUAACUGAAGGUAUAUCCGGUAGAGCGAUCGGAGAAAAAAGCGGAAAGUAUGUGAGAUACGAUUCGGAUUUACCGGAUGCGGAAAGGUACGCGCCCCGUUCGUCCGACUCGGUUCAGGACUAUCUGUUAACCGAGCAACGGUUGAAGGACAUCCGGUCGAAGUUCAUGUAUUGGUACUUCGACAAAGGCGGCGACAACGGUAUAGGCGAUUAUCAGAAAGAGAUCCAGGUGUCGACGCCUCAAGUGCACAAGAACUUCAACUUCCAGCUGCCGUUCUUUGGAUUCCGAUUCAAUUACACCAGAGUGUCUAUGAACGGUUACCUAGAAUUCAGCGACCCGCCAGGCUACUACACGUAUCCACUCAAGUUCCCCAUACAAGACUGGCCGAAGAAGAACGAUCCCAGUUUCAUAGGAAUAUUCUUCAGCAAAUGUCGCAUAGGCGAGAUAAGGAAAGAAGACCUAGACAAACGAACGCCGGGCGUCUACUUCAGGCUCGAAAGGGACCUGCAAUCGAGGAAAGACCAAUUCGGCGUGGAGAUGCGGGAACGCGUGAAGUGGGACAUCCGCGAGGGAAUCGUCGGUUCCGAAUCUUUCGACCCGAAACACGCUGUCAUAAUCACUUGGAAGAACAUGUCUUUCGCCGGCGGAAUCGAUACCUCCCUUUUCAAAACGAACACCUUCCAAAUGGUCCUCGCUACGGACGAAGUGUCCACUUACGCGAUGUUCAACUACCUGAACUUUCAGUGGACCAGUCACACAGAGGCUGGUGGUGAUACCACCUCCGGAGAAGGCGGCGUUCCGGCUUUCGUCGGCUUCAACGCCGGCAACGGCACCCAAAGCUACGAAUACAAACCCUACUCCCAGAUGUCGACGCUUCGCGAUCUAACAGGCAGAGGGUGGGCAAAUGAUUUCCCUGGACGGCACAUGUUCAGGAUAGAUGAGAAGAUCAUGCUCGGAACUUGCAACAAGGAUAUCGCCGGAGCGAACUUGCCACUGGUGUUCGCUCCUGAAAGCGGAAACAUGUUAGGCGGCACCAUCGUGAACAUCACCGGGCCCUGUUUCAACGAGACACAAAAGAUUCGUUGCAUGUUCGAAACCGAGAUGGUGAUAGGCACCGUGGUCGAUAGAAAUCGAGCCAUAUGCGUGCAACCGUUUGUCAAGGCUCAGGGAUACAUCCGGUUCGCGAUUAGCAUCGGAGAUAGCAAAGGCUACGACUGGAAGGGGAAAUAUUUCAUCGAAACCCCGGCGUCGGCGACCGAGAAGAUCUUCGUCUCGAACAACGUUCGCGAACGCGAACCCGCGGAGAUCAAGAUCACCUGGGAUCGGUACAAUUUGACCAGCAACUUGGCCGCUGGUGUGCAGAUAUCUUUGUGGGGAUACCGCGAGACGAAAACUACUCCAGAGUUCGAAUACAUCACUGCUUUAGAGACGUCGUACACGAACGAGGGUUCCUACGUCAUCGCGCCAGCCAAAUACCGCGACGGAUACAAUCCCUACCAACAGGACAUGACCUUCGGAUUCAUCCAGCUGAAUUUAACCGAUCCGCAACAGAACACUGGCCUCAACAUCUCGCCGGUUCUGUGGAGCAGACCGAUCCCGUUGGGCUGGUACUUCGGGCCGCAAUGGGAACGCGCGAUGGGAGCGAAAUGGCCGCAAGCUCUUUGCAACAAGUGGAUCAUGAACGACAGAUACCUAAAGAAUUUCGCUGCGGAGAUACCGCUGUGUCCUUGCGACGUGAAGCACGCGUUAACCGACAAGGGCCGCUUCCUUCCCGAUUACGACUGCGACAAGGACUCGAAUCUAGACUGCAUCCUUAAUCAACACGCUCAUCAUUGCGUGAGGACCGGCGCGCCAAACAUGGAUGGGUCCGAGCAACAGUGCUGCUACGACAAAAACGGAAUCCUGAUGCUGACCUACGAUCAGCAAUGGGGCUCGAGGCCGCAUCGGUCCCACAAUCUUGGAUUCUAUCCGUGGGACGAGGCCAACAAGGUUCCAACCCUGUCUCACUGGUACCACGACGUGAUACCGAUCUACUUGUGCUGCAUAUGGCAAGAGGAACACUCGGUCGGCUGCGAAACAUUCAGGUUCGAGAGACGGCCGACGCAAGACUGCGUGGCUUAUCAGUCCCCGGCGGUGGCUACCGUGUUCGGUGACCCGCAUAUCGUCACGUUCGACAACUUGGAGUACACCUUCAACGGAAAGGGAGAGUUCGUUCUGGCUAGGGUAGAUCACACGAAAGACAAGCUCGACGUGCAGGGCAGGUUCGAGCAACUGCCGGACAACAUGCACGGAGAAGUUAGAGCCACGCAAUUGACCUCUAUCGCAGCAAGGGGCAACAAUUCCGUCCCCAUCGAAGUACGUUUGAGACCCAAGCACUCCCAGUGGAGAUAUCGACUGGACGUUUUCGCGGACAACCGGCGAGUGUACUUCGACAGACCGUCCCUGAAGUUCCAGCACUUCCCAGGCGUAGUCGUCUACACGCCCACGUACACUUUGAACCAGAGCGAAGUGAUCAUCAUGUUCGACACCGGUGCUGGCGUCGAGGUGGUUGAAAACGAGGGAUUCAUGUCGGCUAGAGUCUACCUGCCUUGGACUUACUUGAACAAGACCAAAGGACUCUUCGGCAAAUGGAACAACGAUAUGGCGGAUGAUCUUAUGGGCCCGGACGGUCAAAUAUCGGCCGCGAGCAAUCUGAAUCAUUUCGAGGCUCUGCACAAAGAUUUCGCGAUGAAAUGGAUGCUGGAGGACAAGGAGAACGAUUUGAUUGGCGGCGCGUUAUUCACCAGGGAGUUCGGAAGAACCGCGAGUUUCUAUGCGAACAGAACUUUCGAGCCCGAGUGGCGGAAGAUGCCCGAAGAGAUCGUGCCGAGUAACAGGUCGUACGACGUCCAAGCAGCCCACGAUAUCUGCUCGGAUUCGUACCAGUGUCAAUACGACUACGCGAUGUCGUUGAACAGAGAUUUGGCGCACUUCACGAAGAACUACUACGAUACUUAUACUCAUAUCAGGUACACCAACUUAGAGGAUCCGGUGAUUUCGUGCGGUGUACUGGAGACACCUCGAUUCGGUCGCAAGAGUAACUUCUUCUUCACGCCUGGCACCAAGGUGACCUUCGAGUGCAACCAGGACUUCAUACUGGUGGGCGAUCAACGGCGAACUUGCACACCGGAAGGACGAUGGAACGUGCCGGAAUACGGAUACACGGAAUGUCUACGUCAGGUCGAGUAUACCCAGCGCACAGCGUGGACCACUGUGGGUAUUAUUUGCGCCGUGUUAAUACCAAUAACCGGAUGUAUCGCAGGCGCCUUUUUCAUGAUCCGAAAGAGCCAGUCGAACGAAACCACGGAUAAGUCGUGGCGUAAUUCGGAGCCGAGCUCUGCCGUCGACGACGCGACAUUGUUGAGGCAGAGCGUGCCGUUGAAGCCGUACGACAGAGCGAUUUCGCCGGUUAGCGACACUAGCACCGCAACCACCGCUAGCAAAAAGCGGCAUAGCUAUGAGAAAGUGUACCGUACGCACGAGCCCCUGCCGGAUAAGCCGGACAUCGAGUUCGAGGACAAGGACUGGGACCUUAAAGAGCCCCAGUCCCCGACAGACUCGGAAAAGAGCACCGUCGAAUCGAUUAGAAAAACCGGCAGCUCCACCAAAGAGAGCGACGUGUAAAACGAUCAUGAUUUGCAAUUCUUUUUUUUACUUCUAUAUAGUUCUUAUCGCUAGAAUCCUCCCUUAACGAGAACCCCGAUCGACGAUUAUCUAACUGAGAAAUUUAAUAUAGAGCCAGGGAAACAAGUUACGGUUUUCUCUCUCUCUCUCUCUAUAGCGUCGCAUUUUCGUUCCCGCCUUCUGCUUCGACUACAAUCGCGCGACGCAAGUUUUGCCGGCCAACACAGGAAAUAAUCUCACGCGACGCUAAGGAGAGAAAACUGUAGUUCGAACGACCAUAGCUAGAAAAGACUAUAACAAAAAAAAAAAAUAAAAAAAUAGUGGAAGCUUGUGAGAACGUAUUUUUGUGACAGACUAAAGAUUGCUAAUUAGAAGCGUCUUUUGAAAUCAGCUUAGUUUACAGGAAGAUUAACUGUACGUAGACAUUUCUUUCUUAUAGCGUUUUUCCACGUUAAUCACCGGGAGCCGUGUAUCUUUCAUGACAAAUAUUUAUGCAACAUUAUCCUCCUCUCGGAAAGAAGAUCCCGCGCGAUUUGGAACGGAAACAAUAAACAGAUCCCUGUCGCGAAGAUUAGCUCUUUUAUCAUGUGUAUAAAUUGCAUUUGUCUCUUUGCUGUGGAAUAGAAAUGUGUUGGUUGUAUUAUGCAACGUGAAUUGGAUGUUAUACCGUUGUAUCAUUGAGAUCAGUUUUACGAAGAACACAAGAACAAAUUUAGAGCGCUACGAAACGCAAUAAUUUUGUAAUAACAUUCGGUACAGCACUUAUAUUGUAUGAGAUGCUUCGUGAUUAAUGUAAGAGCACAGUUCAAUAAACGAUUUCUUUUUUUA